Molecule: messenger RNA, 1224 nt
Organism: Parnassius apollo (apollo)
Lineage: Eukaryota; Metazoa; Arthropoda; Insecta; Lepidoptera; Papilionidae
Source: the annotation of a GenBank genome assembly
UUGCGCUCAAAUACAUUUGAUGUCACCGAAAUCGAACGGCUACGACGUGAGGCUGUUCCUUCAUCCGAUGAAAAUGCUACGGCUGAGGAUGCAGCGCCACAACUUGCAGAGCAACCGGGAAAAAUGGAUGCCGCCGUGAAUACCCCAGUUGUGGUUGAUUUAAACGAUGAUGGAACAGUCACCCAAGCGAUUAAACCAUAUCAGAAGAGACUCUAUAAAUCAUUGGAACGACCAGGGGUAUGUGGAGUGGGCCUAGGACCGGAUCAGGCCGGCACUGUCGCAUUCUGGCGUGGCCUGUGGUCAGAGCUCGUAAGCCACAGCGAGGGCCCUUGGAUGGAAGUUGUGGCGAGCCAUGGUGCGAGUGUUACGCAUAUGAACCCCGUCAUCAUAACGCCUGAAGACUUGGCUGAGGCAGUUCGUAGAGCAACGAACUGGAGUCUGGGACUCGACGGACUGCAUCAAUACUGGCUGAAGAGUUCCUCUCUGGAAUCACUCAAAAAAGAUCUAGCUGACGUUAAGCUUGCAUUGAAGGAGCUGCAAGAAAAAAUAAUUGGGGUUAAAUCUGCAACCUGUGAUACAUAUUCGUCUCCUAUAUCUUGUGAGGACAAGAUUCCCGGAAGGUGGGUAGUUAAGCAUAAAAGUGCACAGAAAUCGCUGUUAGCCAAGAUAAGCUCGCACGCGUCCACACCGGCCGCUCCCCCUCCACCAGAGCCCACAGCGAGGGAAUCGUGCUCACCUACUACGUCGCAAGGCGCAGCGAACAAUAAAUCAGUCCUACAGUCCAGCGGUACAGAUUCUAAACAAUUGUCCAGUCAGCCGAGUUAUGCUAAAGUUGCGGACGGUUCCGACUUGGGUCCUAAAUUUGCGUUUGAUUGCGAUUUAUUAACCGUUUCUGAACACAAUGAUAAUGUAAACAAUUCGCACGUUCUGACACUAAAACCGAUAAAAGAGGUGAACUGGACUACAGUGACGAGUAAUCGUCAAAAGAGACUAGAGAAUAGAAAAGGAAAAGUGCAUCCAAUAUGCGAAUUUAAUUUCAAAGCAGCAGAAAGAACUUUAUCCCUAUAUAUAUCACGAGUACACAGAGAUCGUACUGCGAAAGACAUUGCUGGCUUUAUUAAGUUCAAGACUCAACUGGAAACGGUAGUUACUAAAAUUAAUACGUACGAAAAUAGUUUUAAUGCCUUUAAAAUCACAGUGCUCACAAGGCUGAUUUUUGAAUGA